Molecule: messenger RNA, 2923 nt
Organism: Rhineura floridana
Lineage: Eukaryota; Metazoa; Chordata; Lepidosauria; Squamata; Rhineuridae
Gene: MPPED2
Product: metallophosphoesterase domain containing 2
Exons: 8
Coding region: 519-1469 (316 amino acids)
Molecular function (GO): hydrolase activity
Source: RefSeq, a predicted model, not a curated record
CUCCCUGACCCCAGUGGCAGUCCUUACUCACUGCACUGCUCAGCUCUCUUCCUUCUUCUCUCUCUGUCUCUCUCUCCAGUCCAGAUCGAGGCUGCUUUUGCUCUUUGUCUUCUUCUGUCUGUCUGUCUGUGUCUGCCUCUCAUUUCCACUCCAGGGACCCUUGAGGGUCGAAGGUUCUGCCCAGCCUUUGCACCAGCCGUCCACCUUUGGCAAAGCCUUUCCUCGCUCUUUCGCUCUCUCCUCGGCACCAUCCUCCCCUCAUGGAUCGGCUCUUUCCCCAGCACUGAAGGCAUCCCUAGGAAUACACAACAACAUCCAGGAAAAUAAAAAAGAGGGAGAGAAGGUAAAUCAUCCGCCCCGGCCAGAGAGAAGAGAAGAGGGAUCAAAUGGAAGAAGGAAAAGAAGUCUACAGAGUUCAUGAGGAGACAUUUGUGUUCUGAAGUUGGCUGAAACACAAUGCCCACCCCCGUCAUUUGUUUUGGAAAGCUGUAAGUUGCUCAUGUCUAUAAAGAGGAAGGAUGGCUCAUGGAAUUCCUUCACAAGGCAAAGUUACUAUUUCAGUGGAUGAAUACAGCUCAAAUCCAACCCAGGCAUUCACACACUACAACAUUAACCAGAGUAGGUUCCAGCCUCCACAUGUACACAUGGUCGACCCUAUUCCAUACGACACCCCGAAACCAGCAGGCCACACGCGGUUUGUCUGCAUCUCAGACACACACUCCAGAACAGAUGGAAUCCAGAUGCCUUAUGGGGACAUCUUGCUUCAUACAGGCGAUUUCACUGAGUUGGGGCUGCCUUCUGAGGUUAAGAAGUUUAAUGACUGGUUAGCCUCUGUCCUUUCUGAAAAGCUGCACCAAAGGGCUGGAGGACCUUUAAACAGAAAGAGUAAUAUAGGAAAUUUGCCAUAUGAAUACAAAAUAGUGAUUGCUGGGAAUCAUGAACUGACAUUUGAUAAAGAAUUCAUGGCAGACCUUGUUAAACAGGAUUACUACCGUUUUCCCUCUGUGUCCAAAUUGAAACCAGAGGACUUUGACAAUGUUCAGUCACUUCUGACAAACAGUAUUUACUUGCAAGACUCUGAAGUAACAGUCAAAGGAUUCCGUGUAUAUGGCGCCCCUUGGACACCAUGGUUUAAUGGAUGGGGCUUUAACCUACCCAGAGGUCAAUCACUGUUGGACAAGUGGAACCUUAUUCCUGAAGGCAUUGAUAUAUUAAUGACUCAUGGACCUCCUCUUGGUUUUCGAGACUGGGUUCCAAAGGAGCUGCAAAGAGUUGGCUGUGUGGAACUGUUAAACACAGUACAAAGGCGAGUAAGGCCCAAACUCCAUGUCUUUGGUGGAAUCCACGAAGGUUAUGGCAUUAUGACAGACGGUUACACAACGUACAUUAAUGCCUCAACAUGUACAGUCAGCUUUCAGCCAACCAACCCACCAAUUAUAUUUGACCUUCCAACCCCACAAGGAUCGUGAAGCACUACUGGAGUGGGGGAAGGUCUAUAAACUGCCAUUUUUCUAAUUAAAAAACAUCAAUUCUCUUAACAUGUUUCUUUACAAAUGAUGUGGGGCUUUUUUUGUAAAUUGUUGGUACAAAAAAAUAGAGGUUGUGCUUUUUUGGAAAUGCAGCAUCCAUUUGAAAUUGAUAAACCAUUGUGAAUUUGUAAAAUGAAGUUUUAUGUUUUCUUAAUUAACUUGCCAUUGUAAAUUGUUAGUGUUCUCAAAAGGACAGCCAAGCUUUCUUUUAAUGAGUGAGACACCUUAUUUUAAUAUUAUUAAAUAAGAUUUUAAAAGGCAGUGUUUAAAAAAAACCCAAAUUUGCACAACUGUUGUUUGAUUUUUAAAAUAAAUAUUUCUAAUGAUAAAAUGCCACCCUCUCCUCUUCUUUCAUUUUUAUUAUUACACAUAAGUUUUCUGACCCAGAGUUUUGUAUAUGCUCCUUCGCAAAUAUGGGCCAUAAUCCAACAGACAGUAAGAUGUGCUUAUGCCAGUUGAAGUAAAAGGGCUAAAGCACGCCUAACACUGUGUUGGAUUGUUAUUAAGGCGCCAUUACACAGGACUUCCCUUUCAUUUCAACAGAUCACUGAUCUAGACUUAAGUGCAUGGAUCAGGUCUCUCCAUUGAAAAGAAUGAAGAAACCAUUAUUGGUUAAGAAAACACUCAGCCUAUUAGAGCUCCUGUGCUCACAACAGACAGCUAGAUCACAUGAUAGUCUAUUUGUCCACUGAUAUAUAUGUAUACUGUAAUUUCUUGCCUAUUAAAUGGUAAUGUAUCAGUGAAGGGAAAAUAGCCUUUUAGUUUAGUUUGUCUCUGCCUGCUUUAAUGAACAAUUAGAUAGCAGCAUCUUGUAUGUGAUUAUCUAAAUUGUCACUGUUUGGGUUUCUUAAAUUAUUUUGGCUUUAAAAAUACGGGGAUGAAAACUGCAAUGAGCAGGUGUUCCAUGCAGUAAAAACAUGUAAAUGCGGACUCCUUUUAAAUAUGGAUUUUAUAUAUAUUUUUUGUGCAUUAUAACUAAGCUAGGCAUUUAAUGUUGCCAGUGUAGCAUCUGCAAAUUUAUGGUGUACAGCACAUCUAAAUUAUGAAGGAUGUGACACAUUUUUUCUCGCCAAGUGCUCAAGGCUUUCAGGAGCUUGAGUUUAAAAUCUUUGUGCAGUUUCAGGCAUGUAUAGAAUCAAAUGAAUACAAUCAAGCCUAACUAAAAUAAGGCUUUGUUGUCCUUUUAUUUAAAUAUUCUUGAAUUGUCUUUCCAUUUCUUUUUUCCCUUAUUUUGCACUGUGUGUAAAUGCAAUCUUGCUAGCACAAAAUAUUGUUGCAAAUAGUUAUUUCUGUUCUACCACUGUAAAUGCUAUUGAGCUUUAUUCUGUUUAUGUUAUCUUAAUGGAAUUUAGGAAAGCAGUUGUUUCUUUAAAUUUAUUGCGAUAUUAUAUAUC